Molecule: messenger RNA, 1358 nt
Organism: Hevea brasiliensis (rubber tree)
Lineage: Eukaryota; Viridiplantae; Streptophyta; Magnoliopsida; Malpighiales; Euphorbiaceae
Exons: 13
Coding region: 46-1236 (396 amino acids)
Molecular function (GO): epoxide hydrolase activity
Source: RefSeq, a predicted model, not a curated record
GGUUGUUUUGCACAAUUUCUCUCUCUACAGCUACACUAUUCAGCCAUGGCAAUUCAAGCUAAAACCUCUCCUUUUCUUCACUCCCACCAUUUCCAAUUCCCUCUUACUGUUCCUCUUUCAUCCCUUCUUCGCGCGCCUCUCAAAUCAGCGGCUCCAAACUCCCCUAGAAAAUCACUCAGGCUCACUUGCAGUUCCAACGGUGACGAUCAGGAUUAUUUGAUAGAUGCUCCGGUUUCUGCUGGAGAUGGCUUCUCUUUCAGUGGAGGAAAAUAUUCAGAUGAGCCUAGCCCGGCUGAUGAAUGGUUUAAGCAAGGAAAGAUGGUGAAAGCUCAUCCUGUUGUUGGUUCUGGUGGGAAGGCAAAAGAUCCCAUAUUUGGACUUAAAAUGGGCGCUAGUUCUCAGGCCUCAGAUGAUGUUUUCAGAUGGUUCUGUGUUGAGAGCGGAAAUGCCAAUAACCCCACAGUUAUACUAAUUCAUGGUUUCCCUUCACAGGCAUACUCUUACCGCAAAGUUCUUCCCACACUAUCCAAAAACUAUCAUGCAAUUGCUUUUGAUUGGCUAGGCUUUGGUUUUUCAGAUAAGCCUCAACCUGGAUAUGGAUUUGACUAUACUCUAGAUGAAUAUGUAUCAUCCUUAGGGUCCUUUGUUAAUGAAGUUGCCAAGGAUAAGGUCUCACUUGUUGUGCAGGGCUACUUCUCACCAGUUGUAGUUAAAUAUGCUAGCAGUUUUCAGGACAAGCUUAAUGAUAUGAUACUCCUCAAUCCUCCUCUAACAGCCAAACAUGCCAACCUUCCAUCGACCUUGUCUCUAUUCAGCAACUUUUUGCUGGGUGAAAUUUUUUCCCAGGAUCCUCUAAGGGCCAGUGAUAAAGCCUUGACGAGCUGUGGUCCCUAUCAAAUGAAGGAAGAUGAUGCAAUGGUAUACAGAAGACCAUAUCUUACAUCUGGUUCUGCAGGGUUUGCACUGAAUGCAAUUAGUAGGGCCAUGAAGAAGGGCCUAAAGACAUAUGUAGAAGAAAUGAGAAUGACACUUCUGGACAAAAGUUGGAAAAUUCAAACCACGGUGUGCUGGGGUCAGAGGGAUCGUUGGUUCGGCUUCGAUGGAGUUGAAGAAUUCUGUGAGGAUUCAAAAUGCAACCUGAUUGAACUUCCCAUGGCAGGGCAUCAUGUACAGGAGGAUAGCGGUGAAGAACUUGGAGGAAUCAUUUCUGGAGUUAUUAGAAGGAACCAAAUUUGAUGAUGCCAUACAAUUAUAUAUGGUUGCUAAUGUUCGAAAAUCCAAUGUGAGGUCUUUGAUAAAACCCAUUCUUGUAAUCGUAACCAUCUUGCUGUACAUUGUUGUGUAUGAGAAAUGCAUCA